This is a messenger RNA of Hypanus sabinus (Atlantic stingray), 6636 nucleotides long. RefSeq names its product zinc-binding protein A33-like. Bases 1 to 1203 code for a protein of 400 amino acids. Lineage: Eukaryota; Metazoa; Chordata; Chondrichthyes; Myliobatiformes; Dasyatidae. The record is from RefSeq and is a predicted model, not a curated record. The transcript is spliced from 6 exons. Gene Ontology annotation, molecular function: protein binding; zinc ion binding.
AUGGCUUCGAAAGGACCGGUCGAGAGUUUGAGCGAGGAAGAAAUUUGUCCCGUCUGCCUGGAUUUCUUCAUCGAUCCGGUUACACUGGAGUGCGGACACAACUUCUGUCGCUCUUGUAUCACACAGUAUUGGGAAAGGGAGGAGAGAAACUCCUGCCCGGAAUGUAGAGAGGUGUUUGCUGACCGCACCCUCAGGGUGAAUCGGGCCUUAGCAAAUCUGGCUGAAAAGUUUCGAAAUCUAAACCUGAAUCCGAAAGGGAAGGAAAGUAAACGUCACUGCGAGGAACAUGAGGAAGAACUGAAGCUGUUUUGUGAAACGGACAAGACGCUGAUCUGUCUGAUCUGCAGAGACGCGCAGGAACACAGAGAUCACCGCUUCAAGCCGAUUACAGAAGCUGUUAAAAUCUACAAGGAUCAGCUAAAAUCUUCCUUAGACUCUCUCACAAAAAAGAAAUCAGACUUCCAGGAAAAGGAGCAGCAACAGAAAGAGAAGAUUUCCGGAGUUCAGGAGGAAACUCGUCAGAACAGGAGGAUUAAUGUCAAUAUCCAGGAAUUGUCAGUGACAAAUGAGACCCUGCCGGUUGAAAAAUUCGAUCACCUCUAUUUGUUGAACACAGUGCUGAGAGAAACGCUUGAUGCUAUUAAUCGAGUCUCUGUCACCCUGGAUCUGGAAACGGCGAGUCCGUAUCUCGAGGUGUCUGAGGAUCGGAAGAGUGUGAGACGGACCGAGACCUGGAAGAAUCUCCCUGACAUCGGGAAGAGAUUCACAGACCGGGAAUGUGUGCUGGGAUCGGAGGGAUUCACAUGGGGGAGACAUUACUGGGAGGUGGAGGUGACGGGGAAUCGGUUCUGGUGGCUGGGUGUCGCCGCAGAGUCUGUGGAGAGGAAUGGACGGGUCAAUCUGAGUCCGGAGACCGGAUUCUGGAUCAUCAGGCGGAAUGGUGACGUGUUACAUCGGGAUUAUGACGUGGACCGUGGUCUCACCUCCCCCGAGUCCCGUCUAGCUGCCGAUCCCAUCCCCGGGAGGGUGCGAGUUUAUCUCAGUUACGAGACCGGGACAGUUUCAUUUUACAACGCGGAGACCACGUCCCAUCUCCACACCUUCACUGGGAAUAAAUUCACGGUGCAACUUUAUCCUUUCUUCCGGACUGGGGAUGCAAACCAGUGGCUGAGAAUCUGCUCUGGUUCCGCUCCGGGUCUGUAAACGGGUCGAGUCCCGGGACGGGCGUCAGGAGUAAAUUUCCUCUUUCCCACCACAGAUGUAAGGCUCAAUGGUCUAUAAUUAUCCGGACUGACCCUACUACCCUUUUUGAACAAGGGGACAACAUUCGCCUCCCUCCAAUCCUCCGCGACCAUUCCCGUGGACAAUGAGGACAUAAUGAUCCUAGCCAGAGGCUCAACAAUCUAUUUCCUCACCUCGGAUGCAGAACUGGGAAGUGGCAGAGGGAGUUCAACACAGAUGAAGAGAUUCAUUUCUGCAGGUCAAAUUUGAACACAGAAUAUAAUAUUAAUUGUAAGACUCUUGGCAGUGUGGAGGGUCAGAGAGAUCUUGGGGUCCAUGUCCAUACAACACUCAAAGCUGCUGUGGAUGUUGGCAGUGUUGUUAGGAAGGGGUCUGGUGUGAUGACCUUCAUCAACCGUGGGAUUGAGUUCAAGAGCUGUGAGGUGAUGUUGAAGCUAUAUUUCUCCUAACCUGUACAUAAGUAAUUGUAAUAAGAUUAUGAGAGGCUUUGACCGUGUGGAUAGCCAGAGGCAUUUUCCCAGGCUUGAAGUGACUAACACGAGGUGACGUAGUUUUUAGCUGCUUGGAAGUCGGUACCGAGUGAAUGUCAGGGGUAAGUUUCUUGCACAGAGAGUUGUGGGGGCAUGAAAUGCUCUGCCGACAACGAUGGUGGGGGUGGAUACAAUAGGAUAUUUUCAGAGAUUCUUAGAUAGGUUCAUGGAGCUUAGAAUCAUAGAGGGGUAUUCGAUCAGGAAAUCCUAGGCAGUCUCUAGCGUAGGUUACAUGGUCGGUACAACAUUGUGGGCUGAAGAGCCUGUCAUGUGCUGUAGAUUUCUGUGUUCUGUGUCAAAGACAGGCAGAGGGAUUAGUUUAAAUGGACAGGAAGACAGCAUGGAAAGGUUGGGCUGAACGGCCUGUGUUAGUGCCGUAAGGGAGGGGUUCUGUCCCAAACAUCGACUCUAUUCCCCUCAACAGAUGCUGCCUGACUUGACAACGUUCUUGAAAAGUUGCAUUCAGUUCCGCUUAGCAUUCUGUACAAAGGAUGUUUUGUGCUGGAAGAGUGCAGAGGAGAUUCAUCAUGAUUGAGUGGGCUUCUGUUCAUAAGUCCAUAAGACAUAGGAACAGAAUUAGGCCAUUCAGCCCAAUGAGUCAGCCACCUUUCAAUCAUGGCUGAUCCCAGAUCGCACUCAAUUCCAGAUAUCUGACCUCCCGCCAUAUCCUUUGAUGCCCUGACUGAUCAGGAAACGAUCAACUGCCGCCUUGAAUAUACCCACACACUCGGCCUCCACUGCAGUUUGUGGCAGAGCAUUCCACAGAUCCAAUACUCCCUGACUAAUAAAAAAAUAAGCUGCCUACCUCUGUUUGAAAAGGUGGCCCCUCUGCUUUGUGGCUGUGCCCCACCACAGGAAAUACCUUCUCCACAUCCACCUUAUCCAGGCCUUUCAACAUUUGGUAGGUUUCAAUGAGAUGCCCCGCAUUUUUCCGAGUUCCAGUGAGCACAGGGUCAAAGCUGCCAAGUGCUCCUCAUAUUUUAACCCCUUCAUUCCCAACAUCAUCCUCUGGACUCUCUCCAUUGACAACACAUUCUGUCUGAGAUCUGGGGCCCAGCGCUGUUGACAAUACUCCAAGUGUGGUCUGACUAGUGUCUUAUAAAGCCUCAGCAUUAUCUCUUUGCUGCAGUAUUCAUGGGGCGAGAUUGGACUGUGAUGAUCUACAGGGGGAUCUUGGAAUCCGAGUUCAUAACUCCCAGAUAGUGGUUCCGUUGUCAGGCAGUUAUGUUGCAGUUGUAUAAAUCUCUAGUUUAUCCACAUCUGGAGAAUUGCAUUUGAAGACAGGAAUAAUGCGGAGGUUUUGGAUGGUGAGUGGAAGAGGUUUAACAGGAUGCUGCCUGGAUAAAGUGAGACCGGACAAUCUCGGGGAAUUUUCUCCGGAGUGGCAGAGGCUGAGGGAGGUCUGACAGACGUUUACAGGAAUGUGAGAGACACAGACAGUGUGGACAGCCGGGAUUGUUUCUCUAAGGAGGAAAUGUCCAAUGCCAGUGGGCAUGCACUUCAGGAGAAAGGGGGAACACAUCCUCAUUGGACAUUUUUGCAGUAUUUAAGUAUUUUGUAAUUUAGUGUAAUUUUGUAUGUUUUUUCUGCAUAGCUGCUGUUAAACAAAAACAAUUAGAAAAGACAAUGAUGUUAAAAACCUGGCUCAGAAUGGUUAAAGGAGAUUUGCGUUUCAAGAUUUGUUUUUCAUUCCCAUAGUGGUGGGUGUCUGGAGUGAAUAUGGGGUAGUGGUGGAGGCAGAUGUGAUAGAGGCUAUUAGAUACCACGUGGAUGUGAGGAGAAUGGAGGGAUGUGUCCCUUGUGUAGGCAGAAGGGAUUGGUUUAGUAAGGCAUGAAGUGACCGGUUCAAUUGGUUCAGAACAACACAGUGAGCAGAAGGGCCUGUUCAAGGACAAGUACAGCAAGCAGAGCAGGUAAACUGGAUAAAGUGAGCCCACUCAGAGAACAGACUGUGACGUCAGUGGAUAAAUGCCGGCAUCACAGUUCUCUCAACAAAGAUACUUCACUGUUGGAUAAAAUGAAGCUUCUGUUGUUUAUAACCGAUGUGGUGAAUUGUACUUAUCAGACAUCUCAUCCUACUGAGGAAAUUAAAAUUAUUGUGAAAGCUGCAGAAAGGUAUCUUGGUGUAACUGGUGUUUUGUGGGAAGCCUUAAAUUAAGUUUUGUUGGGUGGGGUAUCUGUAUCAGUCUACUUGUGAACAUACAUAAUGGUAUUAAAAUAUAUCAAUGAAAUCCUGGGGAGUUUUAUAAAAUUUUCACUAUGUUACUUACACCUUAUUUAUCCACUGUUUUAUCAGAGUCUUUCAAAUCAGAUAAAAUCCCUCAGUCUUUUUAUGAAGCUUUUAUUUCUCUUAUUCUUAAAAAAAAUCCAGCUGAAUGUUGUUCAUCCAGACUGAUUUCUUUAUUAAAUGUUGAUGCAAAAAUUUUACCCAAAAUCUUAUCUCGAAGACUUGAAAAUAUUCUACCAUCUAUUAUAUCACAUGACCAGACAGACAGGAUUUAUUAAAAAUCGUUACUCACAUUUUAAUAUACGUUGGUUAUUGAAUGUGAUAUAUUCACCAUCCAAAAAUAUCAGAGUGUAUAUUAUCUUUAGAUGCAGAAAAUGCCUUUGAUAGGAUUGAGUGGAAUUAUCUUUUUAAGACCUUAGAAAAGUUUAAUUUUGGGCCUAAUUUUAUUCUUUGGGUUAAAUUAAUCUACUUGUCUCCUACUGCUCAGGUUAUUACUAACUCCCAAAUUUCUAAGCCCUUUAGAUUAAAGCGGGGAACUUAGACAAGGUUGUCCUCUUAGUCCUUUACUGUUUGCUUUAGCUAUAGAACCCUUAGCAAUAGCAUUUUGAGAAUCUAAGGACAUUUCUGGUAUACCAAGGGAAGGUAUGACUCAUGAAAUUUCGUUACACGCUGAUGAUAUUUUACUUUUUUAUCUCUUAACACUGAAACUUCUUUACCUUUGGUUCUUUCUUUCAAUUUCUGGGAAAAUAAAUGCCAAAUUUCCGUUCAAUGUUGUUACAAGUCAAUUUACAUAUCUAGGUGUAACAAUUACUAAAAACUUUAAAUAAAGAAUUUAUUUAAAUAAAACUUAAACCCCUUAUUGAUUUCUGUUAAAAAGACGCUUUCUAAAUGGUCCCCUCUUUCUUUAUCCCUAAUUGGCCGAAUUAAUUCGAUUGAAAUGAAGAUCCUUCCUAAAUUUUUAUAUCUUUUUCAGGCCUUACCUAUUUUUAUUCCUAAGACGUACUUUGAUUCUUUAGCUUCAAUUUUAACCUCUUAUAUUUGGAAUAAUAAACAAGCUCGUUUAAGUAAAUUUUACCUACAAAGAAAUAAAGAGAUGGGUGGACUCGUCCUACCCAAUUUUAGGUUUUACUAUUGGGCUGCCAAUAUAAGGAAUAUUACUUUCUGGUUCUAUUAUACUUAUGGUAAAGAUCGCCCAUCAUGAGUCUCCUUAGAAGUUAAUUCUGUAAAAAAUUCCUCUAUUGUCUCUCUUCUUGGAUCAUACUCUUUUUCAGCAAACAAAACAACAAAUAACAUAAUUGUUAAGCUUACUUUAAGGAUCUGGACUCAAUUUAGAAAAUUUUUUGGUUUAGCAAAUUUUUCAUUAUCAUCUCCCAUUCUCCUUAAUUAUUUUUUAUCCCUUACAUGACUGAUAAAGUCUUUAAAUAUUAGGAUGAACUAGGUAUUGUGUUUUUGGGACCUGUUUAAUUCAGGAUCUCUUGCUUCAUUUGACCAAUUGUCAAAUAAAUUUGCACUCCCAAAAACACAAUUUUACAGAUACCUUCAAAUUAGAGAAUUUCUACAUUUCCAAUUUGCUACUUUUCCUUUAGGUCCUGAUAAAAAUUUACUGGACGAUCUUUUAAAUUUAAAACCUUUUGUUAAUGGUUCUAUUACCGGUAUCUAUAAGUUGUUGAUUGAUUCUCGACAAGACUUUUUAGAUAAAAUAAAAUAAACUUGGGAGGGUGACCUAAAUUGUCAGAUUUCUGAUGAUAGAUGGAAUAAGAUUCUUAAAUUCAUCUUUCUGUGCUCGUCAUUCUCUUCUACAAUUUAAAGUGGUUCAUAGAGCUUACAUUUCACAGCAGAAGCUGUCCAGUUUUUACCCUUUGUAAUAAAUGCAACUCUGCUGAUGCCUAUUAAUUCAUAUGUUUUGGUUUUGCCUUAAAAUUGAAAAGAUUUGGCGGGAAGUAUUUCAUACCUUCUCACAGCAUUCUAGGGUCCAACUUCACCCAAAUCCCCUAACAGCCUUGUUUGGUAUAAUUGCAAAUGAAAAUAUAACUUUAAAUACUCCUAACCUACAGGUUUUAGUUUUUACCUCUCUUUUAGCAAGGAGAGGAAUCUUGCUGAAAUGGAAGGAGUCUACACCUCCUACACAUAUUCAAAGGAUACGUGAUAUUAUGUCUUAUUUAAAUUUAGAAAAGAUCCGCUGCUCAGUCUUAAAUUCGAUACAAUCUUUUUAUGAUAUUUGGGGACCUUUCCUAAAUUACAUUUCCAAUUUAUAAAGUUUAACAGUGCACAGACUUUUAUGUAUAUUUUUAUCUUCUCUUCUUAAGUGAAUAUGUUUUUUUUUUCUAAUUAUCCAUUGUCAUCCAUCAGCUUUUUUCUAUGGUAGUUGGUAGGGGGUUGUCUUUUUUAUAUGAAAAAUUUAUUUUAUGUUGUGUUACUUAUCUUAAAAUUUUUGAUUACAGAGUGUUAUACCUUUAUGUGUUAUGCUAUAACAUUUUGAUCAAUUUUAUUACAAUAUAUGAAUGUACACAAGUUAUGUUGAGAUGUAUCUAUGUGUUGCACUCUGUAAAUCUUGUUUUUUUUCUGAAUAGUAAAAAGAAAAAGAAAUGCAAGAGAUCUGAUUUAUAAUGGUCAAGACUUUGAGAAAUUUAUUUCUGA